AUGUCUUUCGCCACGUCUCUCGAGAAUGUCACCAUCCGGCCUAAGAUCUCCGCCUCCGAGGCAAUCCCGCCCAUUGCGGUACCCUUCGUGUCCGACAAAGCCAAAAAGAUGAUUGACCUUGUUGAGCGCUGGGUCAACGAAGAGUGCAUCCCCGCAGACAUCGUCUACUCGUCGCAGCUCUCUCAGCAGUCCUCGCGCUGGAAUGGACACCCUAGCGUGCUCGACCAUCUCAAGAAGCGUGCCAAGGAACUGGGCAUCUGGAACAUGUUCCUGCCCAAGAACCACUUUGCCAACGAGGGCAGCCCGGGCUUCACGAACCUCGAGUAUGGCCUCAUGGCCGAGCAGCUGGGUAAGAGCAGGGUUGCCAGCGAGGCGUGUAACUGCGCGGCUCCCGAUACAGGGAACAUGGAGGUUAUUGCGCGCUACGGCAAUCGAGCACAAAAGGACAAGUGGCUCAAGCCACUGCUGGCAGGCGAGAUCCGAUCCGGCUUCCUCAUGACGGAGCCGGACAUCGCGUCCUCGGACGGCAGCAACAUCCAGCUACGCAUGGAGCGCAAGGGCGAUCACUACCUGCUCAACGGCAGCAAAUGGUGGUCUUCGGGGGCCGGCGACGAGCGCUGCAAGAUCUUCAUCGUCAUGGGCAAGACCGACCCCAACAACGCGAACAAGUUCCUCCAGCAGAGUAUGAUGCUCGUGCCCGCCGACACGCCGGGCCUCACCGUCCACCGCAUGCUGAGCGUCUAUGGGUAUGACGACGCGCCACACGGGCAUGGCCACAUCACCUUUGAGAACGUCAAGGUGCCGCUCGACGCUAUUCUGGUGGGCGAGGGCAAGGGCAAUGAGAUCAUGCAGGGCCGCCUGGGUCCCGGGCGUAUUCAUCAUGCGAUGCGCAGCAUUGGUGCGGCUGAGGUGGCGCUGGAGUGGAUGAUCCACCGGCUCAAUGAUGAGCGCAAAGCGCCGUUCGGAAAGCCGUUGCGCGAGCAUGGCGUGCUCAUUGAGUGGGUGGCUAAGAGCCGAAUGGAGAUCGAUGCCAGUCGCAUGGUGGUUCUCAAUGCCGCUAUCAAGAUCGAUCAGCGCGACGCGAAAUAUGCUCUGAGAGAGAUCGCUGAGGCCAAGAUCCUCGUGCCGACGAUGGCUCUCACCGUCAUCGACCGCGCCGUGCAGGUGCAUGGUGCCAUGGGCGUGUGCCAGGACACACCACUGGCGAACAUGUGGGCACACAUCCGCACCCUUCGCAUCGCCGACGGGCCCGACGAGGCCCACCUGCAGCAGCUGGGCAAGCGCGAGAACCGCGAGCGCAAGGACGAGAUCACGGGCAAGUUCAAGCGCCAGCGUGAGACGACGGACAAGAUCUUCAAGUCCAUGGGGUUGCAGCCUCAUGUGCUGGGCGUCGAGAGGUCCGUGCCGAGGAGUAAGCUGUAG
Cyphellophora europaea CBS 101466 is the source of this 1422-nucleotide messenger RNA. RefSeq lists its product as uncharacterized. The transcript is spliced from 6 exons. The coding region runs from base 1 to 1422 and encodes 473 amino acids. The record is from RefSeq and is a predicted model, not a curated record. Lineage: Eukaryota; Fungi; Ascomycota; Eurotiomycetes; Chaetothyriales; Cyphellophoraceae. Gene Ontology annotation, molecular function: flavin adenine dinucleotide binding; oxidoreductase activity, acting on the CH-CH group of donors.